AUGAAAAUAUCUAUCUAUCUAUCUAUCUAUCUAUCUAUUCUAUCUAUCUUAUCUAUCUAUCUAUCUAUCUGUUCAUCUCAUCUAUUCUAUCUAUCUAUCUAUCUAUCUAUCUAUCUAUCUAUCUAUCUAUCUAUCUAUCCUGGUCUGUUCAUAUCUAUCUAUCUAUCUAUUUCGAUUCAUUUCUUUCUAUUAUGGCUCUCAUGUUUCUUCUUCACUAACACUUCCCUCCCCACCUCUCUUUCUCCUUCUCUCUCUCUCUCUCUCUCUCUUUUAUUCAUUUUUUGUAAACUGUCUUUCUUUUCUCUGUCUCGUAUAUUCUACGAGGCCCCUGUUCGCGGAGUCGACGUAACCCUUAAUGUGACCCGUCCACCCCUUCUUCUUUUAACAUACAAUCUGUCGACAUUGUCUAUAAAAUCAUUCUUUUCAUCUUUCUUUCUCUCAUUCAUUCAUUCUCUAUCUCUCUUUCUUUCCCUCUAUCUCUCUUUCUUUCUUUCUUUCUUUCUUCAUUUCUUUCUUUCUUUCUUUCGUUCUUUCUUCAUUUCUUUCUUUCUUUCUUCAUUUCUUUCUUUCUUCAUUUCUUUCUUCAUUUCUUUCUUUCUUUCUUUCUUCAUUUCUUUCUUCAUUUCUUUCUUUCUUUCUUUCUUUCUUCAUUUCUUUCUUCAUUUCUUUCUUUCUUUCUUUCGUUCUUUCUUCAUUUCUUUCUUUCUUUCUUCAUUUCUUUCUUUCUUUCUUCAUUUCUUUCUUUCUUUCUUUUUUUUUUUCUUUCUUUCUUUUUUUUCUUCAUUUCUUUCUUCAUUUCUUUUUCUUUCUUUUUUUUCUUUUUUUCGUUCUUUCUUCAUUUCUUUCUUUCUUUCUUCAUUUCUUUCUUUCUUCAUUUCUUUCUUCAUUUCUUUCUUUCUUUCUUUCUUCAUUUCUUUCUUUCUUUCUUUCGUUCUUUCUUCAUUUCUUUCUUUCUUUCUUUCGUUCUUUCUUCAUUUCUUUCUUUCUUUCUUUCUUUCUUUCUUUCUUUCUUUCUUUCUUUCUUCAUUUCUUUCUUUCUUUCUUCAUUUCUUUCUUUCUUCAUUUCUUUCUUUCUUUCUUUCUUUCUUUCUUUCUGCGAAUGCAGCUUUUUGUGGUAUUUCGUUUAUUCUUCCUUUCUUUCUCUUGUUUUGUCUUACAAUUUCUUUUUGUCUUUUUUCUUUGAUUCUUUCUUUUUCGGUCUUCCAAUUCUUUUUUCCUACAUUCUUUCUUUCUUCUUUUUCUUUUCUUUCUUUCUUUCUUUCUUUCUUUCUUUCUUUCUUUCUUUCUUUCUGCGAAUGCAGCUUUUUGUGGUAUUUCGUUUAUUCUUCCUUUCUUUCUCUUGUUUUUUUCUUAAAUUUCUUUUUGUCUUUUUUUCUUUGA
Molecule: messenger RNA, 1380 nt
Organism: Acanthosepion pharaonis
Lineage: Eukaryota; Metazoa; Mollusca; Cephalopoda; Sepiida; Sepiidae
Source: the annotation of a GenBank genome assembly